CGGGGCGGUGCGCACCUGGCUGCCGCCGAGCGGAAGGCGCCGCCGCAGCCUCCGUGCGCCGUGGGCGGCCUCCGGCCGGGACGGACACCGCGCUUCCCUCCGCCGGCAGCCGCUCGCCUGGACGGCCCUUCUCCCUCCGAACCGGGUAUUUUCUUUUCAAGAUAUGCUGUAAAAUAGUAUUAAAGAACAUCAUUCAGAGAAGCUUUUGUUUUGUGAUAAACUUUUAGAACUAGAAUGGCUUUGAAAAUAAUGCCUAAAAUAUUCAAGAAAUUAUUUUUUCACUGGAAACUUUGGAAAUUUAGCAUUAUUGUGUUUGUCUUUAUAGUAUUUUUAUUUUUACUGCAACGAGAAGUUGGUGUCCAAGAUUUUAGAGAUGAAGGAGGGAUUGAGCCAGUUGUCAGAAAGAAGAGUCAUGUAUUAGGUCUUGUGCUAAAUGCUAUGAACAAUGUCAAUGGUGCAAAGCCAAAAAUGCAGAUAAAAGCACCUGUAAGGCAAACUAAGGUUCCUGGAGACAGACACUGUUUGCCAGGACACUACACUACGAUGGAACUGAAACCCUUUCUAGAUCGACCCCUUCAAGAUCCUAAUGCUCCUGGAGCUUCUGGUAAAGCAUUUAAAACCAUCAACCUAAAUCCAGAAGAGCAGAAAGAAAAAGAGCGUGGAGAAGAAAAACACUGUUUCAAUGCGUUUGCAAGUGAUAGGAUUUCGUUACACCGGGAUCUUGGACCGGACACUCGACCUCCUGAAUGCAUUGAACAAAAGUUCAAGCGUUGCCCACCGUUGCCAACCACGAGUGUUAUAAUAGUUUUUCAUAAUGAAGCAUGGUCCACUCUGCUCAGAACUGUUCACAGCGUGAUGUACACUUCUCCUGCCAUACUGCUAAAGGAAAUUAUUUUGGUGGAUGAUGCCAGUGUUGAUGAAUACUUGCAUGAUAAACUUGAUGAGUACGUGAAGCAAUUUCAGAUUGUUAAAGUAGUCCGUCAAAGGGAAAGGAAAGGUCUGAUCACUGCACGGUUGUUGGGAGCUUCAGUAGCAACAGGAGAGACCCUCACCUUUCUGGAUGCUCACUGUGAAUGCUUCUAUGGCUGGUUAGAACCAUUGUUGGCAAGAAUAGCUGAGAACUCUGUUGCUGUUGUAAGCCCUGAUAUUGCAUCUAUAGAUCUCAAUACUUUUGAAUUUAGUAAGCCAUCUCCUUAUGGGCAUAACCACAAUAGAGGAAAUUUUGACUGGAGUUUGUCAUUUGGAUGGGAGUCUCUUCCUAAAUAUGAAAAUAAAAGAAGAAAAGAUGAAACCUAUCCAAUCAGGACACCUACUUUUGCUGGAGGUCUCUUUUCAAUAUCAAAGAAGUAUUUUGAACACAUUGGAAGUUAUGAUGAUGAAAUGGAAAUAUGGGGAGGUGAAAAUAUAGAAAUGUCUUUCAGAGUAUGGCAAUGUGGUGGACAGUUGGAGAUCAUGCCUUGCUCUGUUGUUGGCCAUGUCUUUCGCAGCAAGAGUCCCCAUACUUUCCCAAAAGGUACUCAAGUAAUCACACGUAAUCAAGUCCGCCUCGCAGAAGUCUGGAUGGAUGAAUAUAAAGAAAUUUUUUACCGAAGAAACACAGAGGCAGCAAAAAUUGUGAAACAAAAAACAUUUGGAGACAUCUCAAAACGACUCGACUUAAGGCAACGUUUGCAGUGUAAAAAUUUUACCUGGUAUCUGAAUAAUGUUUAUCCAGAAGUAUAUGUUCCAGACCUAAAUCCUUUGUUUUCUGGAUAUCUAAAAAAUGUAGGUAACCACAUGUGUCUGGAUGUUGGUGAAAACAACCAUGGUGGCAAACCAUUGAUUAUGUAUUCUUGUCAUGGACUUGGAGGAAAUCAGUACUUUGAGUAUUCUGCACACCAUGAAAUUCGUCAUAACAUUCAGAAGGAGCUUUGUCUGCAUGCUUCUAAAGGACCUGUGCAGCUUCGUGAAUGUAGCUACAAAGGCCAGAAAAUCUUUGCCUUUGGAGAAGAGCAAUGGCAGCAUCAAAAGGAUCAAACUCUGUACAGUGCAGCACUACAUAUGUGCCUUACAGGAAAUGGAGAGCAUCCCAGUUUGGUUUCCUGCAACCCAUCAGACCCCUUCCAGAAGUGGAUCUUUGGCCACAACAAUUAAGAUUUGCUAUCUAUAGACAGGAGCAUUUUAUUAAAAGAGCAGUUCCAUUUCUAAACAGAGACCAUAUAUGUAUACUGUGUUUUAAAGGAAUGUAUACUUCAAAUGCAAAAUUUUUCUUCCUUUUCUUUACUGUGUGAAUUGGAUAUAAAAUGUGUAGUCAGAGAUUCCCUAGGAGUCUGUUACACCAAAGAAUGUUUGAGGUCCCAAUUAAAGAUAAUGUUUACAAUAUUUGCAUGAUAAGACUGUGUGUUAACCAUUGAUUCAUAGAUCCUGUAGUCCCUUUUCACCUUGGGGACCAUGUGUAUAUUGCUUUACCGCAUAUUGUAAGUAUUUCUGAAGACAACUGGUUUACUUUGUAGAGUUACAAGGAAGUAUCGUAUGCCAUCUGAAAGCCAAAAGGCUGUGUGUGUGUGUGUGUGUUCAUGCUCAAUUGGUUGACUUUAUGUAAUUUUUUAAAAAGUUGUUUAUUUCACUAAGUGAAACUUUGCUCACUACUUUUUUUUUAAACUCCCUCAUUUGAAAAAGAACCAAAGAGGCUACCAUACCGUGCUGUUGUGCCUCUAGCAAAGCAACCCUUUUGUUGUAGAAGAAAAAAUAAUUCUCACUGAAAUAUGUUAUUUAUAUGGAAUUAUUUAAAUGGAAAACCUGCCUACUCUGAUAUUAAUCUCCUUUUGUUUAGCCAAAAUUGUACUUUUUUUAAUGAUGUCAUGAAGUUUAAAAUUCAUGGCAGUUACACUUAGACAUUUUCAGCUUUUUGUUACUGCUUUUAAAUUACUAACAUGUUUUCUUUUCAGCUUUUAGUGAUUUAUACAGUGUUUACCUAAUAUGUUUCUAAUAUUAUUUGUACAUAAUUUACUGUGCAAACACCUAAAUAUGGAUAUUUUUUUUAAAUUUAUUUUUUGAUGUUUCCUCUUUUUUUGAAGGACUGACUUCAGUUUUAACAGUGAGAAGUUGACUUUCCAAACUGCUUUGCUAGCAAUUUUAAUGAAAUAGUGUAUUCUUUAAGGAACCAAAAAUGUACUUCAGUAGAUAAUGUAGAGCUAUGACUUCCGAAAUAGGCUUCCUCUGAUUAUUUUAAUAAUAUUUAUUUCUUUGGUUCUUUUACUGGAUGCACACUUGCUAAGCACUACUCUGUUAGCCUUCAUUGCAGUUGCCAAUCAUGCCCAUUUUCUGACUGUGAGUAUUUCAGGCCUUCUUUAGUGAAAGUAACUCUGUACAAAAAUGUCCUUCUAAGGAACAGAGAUUUACUCUCACUUAGAAAUGUUUACUUCAGGGUAUGAAUGUGAGAUUAAUGAUCACCCCAACUUAAAGCAUGUAAGAUCAUGUAAAAAUUGCACUUUAACAAGGUAAACUAUUUUGUAAUAAACUUUAUACUCUGAUUUGGAGAACACUUAGCUGGUUGAUUUGAAUUGCAAAGAUUUUAAAGUAACCUUUAAUUUGCAUGUUUUAUGAUGUGGGGGAAAAUUCUAUAAAACUAAAAUAAUAAAUUUGUAGUAAGGCAGCAGCAGAAUAAAUAUGAGGGAAAUACUUAAAUGUAAUCUGAAAGUGCCAGUGUUGUUACUUAGUAGGUAUGGGAAGCAUCAAAGGUAGAAAGGUUCUUAGGUUUUGCAGCUUAUCAAAAGAAUUGCAUUGAACAGCUGUAUUCAGAUGGAAGAAAAUAGUAGGUUUAAUAGCAACCAGCUUGUUUUUUAAUAAUGAACUCUUUAAUGAUGUGAAUCACAAGAAACGUGCACAUAAGAAAGUGAAACAAAUGAUCAGACCUAUUAAUAUAAUAUUUUCAGAAGUACUUAGUAUUUCCCUCCAGAACUACACUGAUAAGGCAAGGGAGAUUAAGGAAAAGAUCAUGGUUGCUGCAGGGGAAAGAAAAGUAUUUGGCUGCUAGAUAAAUAUAGAGCUGAGACUAAUAAUAAAGGAGGGAAUAUUAAGUAGGACAAAAUGCAUACAUUUCAGAUUUUUUUCUGGUAAAUAACAAAUAUCAUUAAGGAGAAAUGCUUAUUUAUCUGUAGGAUCUGGUUAAUGGAUGGAUAUGGUGUGGUGUUAUUGUUUUCUAGUGGGGGAAAGGAAGCCUGCUUUUGCUUAAUUUCAGAAUAUUGGAAAAAUGAGUUCAACGUUUGAAGAAACAUAAGAAGAAAUUGCUUUUCUCCUGAAGGUUUACAACAGAAAACAGUUGGGGAUUAUUGAGCAGCUGACUAAUGACUGUUUUUAACUAUGUCUAAUUUCUUGAGCAAAAGGAAUUAGCAGAUCUGUAAACAGCAGUGGAAGGCACCAAGUACAUUUUUUCUUCUAUUCCGUGUUAAGAUCUGAAAUCAAGUAUCGUGUCUAUGUUAAGCAUUGCACUUCCAAAUGUGUGUGUGUGUAUGUGUGUGUGUGUACAUAUGGAUAUCGUACAAUUUCAUAAGAGCAAUUAAAGAUCUGUUGUAAUGUGUUUGGAGAUACAGAUUUUUUUUAAAUUAAUUACAACUUUUUGAAAUUACAUGUUUUUAAAAAGUAGUAACAAAGCACUAGUAAAACAUAAAAUAAAAUAAUGCAUUUAUGAAUUAUUGUACAUCAUCUCUGUCCUUUUUCAGCUCUGGCCUUCAAUCUUUCCUGAGAAGUUAAAUUUCUUUGCCUUUCUUUUUUCAGGGGUCAGAAGCAGAUGUUCUCAUUGGUGUAAUUUAUUACAUCGACAUCUUUCUCAAGAAAGGAGCUGCAGCUGUUGAAGAAGGCUUGAUUUCAGGCACAGACAACUCAGGCUUACUCCUGGCA
Lagopus muta (rock ptarmigan) is the source of this 4878-nucleotide messenger RNA. RefSeq names its product polypeptide N-acetylgalactosaminyltransferase 3 (gene GALNT3). Gene Ontology annotation, cellular component: Golgi apparatus. NCBI's taxonomy places the organism in Eukaryota, Metazoa, Chordata, Aves, Galliformes, Phasianidae. Bases 235 to 2133 code for a protein of 632 amino acids. The record is from RefSeq and is a predicted model, not a curated record. The transcript has 12 exons.